UUUUUUUUAAUUAAAUAAAAAUUUCCCAACAUCUUUAACAAAAAGUGUUGCAGAAAUGGAAAACAACCCGCAGCAAAGCGCCGCCGCCGCCGCCGCCGCGGCGGGGGCGUACCCAGGCCAGACGGCGGCGUACCCAGGCCAGCCGCCGUACCAGCACCUCCUACAGCAGCAGCAGCAGCAGCUGCACAUGUUCUGGACGUACCAGCGGCAGGAAAUCGAGCAGGUGAACGAUUUUAAGAACCACCAGCUCCCCUUGGCCCGGAUUAAGAAGAUCAUGAAGGCCGAUGAAGACGUCCGCAUGAUCUCCGCGGAGGCGCCGAUUUUAUUCGCCAAGGCGUGCGAGCUCUUCAUCCUCGAGCUCACCAUCCGAUCCUGGCUCCACGCCGAGGAGAACAAGCGCCGCACCCUCCAGAAGAACGACAUCGCCGCCGCCAUUACCCGCACCGAUAUCUUCGAUUUCCUUGUUGACAUUGUCCCCAGGGACGAGAUCAAAGAGGAGGCGGCGGUCGCCGCCGCCGCUCUGGGUGGGAUUGUGUCCGGUCCUCCGCCGGGUGCGGGUGGUGGUGUCACGGGGGUUCCGUACUAUUACCCACCCAUAGGUCAGCCUAUGAUGGGCCGCCCCGGCGUGGAUCCGAGUGUUUACAUGCAGGCGGCGGCGGCGGCGCCGUCUCAGGCGUGGCAGUCUGUGUGGCAGACGGCGCCGGACGAUGGGUCCUACGCUAGCGGCGGCGCGACCAGCAGCGGGCAGGGCAACCUCGACGGACAAGGCUAAGAGGCGGGACCGUGUGCUGAGUCGAGAAUAGAGAGUGGCGCCAAAUGGACAAUGCCACUACUAAAUUGGCAUUUAACCGAUAAGGCGACAAUGAUUUUUCGUGCUUUUGUAUAAAAAGUUGAAAUUCGUGUAGGGUACUCUCCCUUUUAUUCAUUAGCAACCAUGUGCAGGUCAUGUUUUCAUAUGCAGCGAUACACUGAAUUACGAUUUUCUUAUUUUAAAAAAAAAGUCGUAUUUUUCGCUGAUUAC
Erythranthe guttata (spotted monkey flower) is the source of this 1021-nucleotide messenger RNA. RefSeq names its product nuclear transcription factor Y subunit C-4. Gene Ontology annotation, molecular function: DNA-binding transcription factor activity, RNA polymerase II-specific; protein heterodimerization activity; RNA polymerase II cis-regulatory region sequence-specific DNA binding. Lineage: Eukaryota; Viridiplantae; Streptophyta; Magnoliopsida; Lamiales; Phrymaceae. The record is from RefSeq and is a predicted model, not a curated record. Gene Ontology annotation, cellular component: nucleus. Gene Ontology annotation, biological process: regulation of transcription by RNA polymerase II.